AUCCCAUAACCUCAGACUCGCGUAAACUGCCGUAACCUCAUUUCAGUCAAAGCCGGUUUCGACGCUGAAUGUAAUUGUUUGUGAAUUUGUGUUUUACCUACUGAACGCAUUUAAAAAAUGAGUAUUAAAUUAGGCGAUACAUUCCCAAACUUUGCUGUUAAAACCACGUAUGGAGACCUGAAGCUUCACGACUGGUUUCAAGAUUCAUGGGGCAUUCUGUUUUCUCAUCCAGCAGAUUUUACGCCGGUGUGCACUACAGAACUGGCACGAGUUGUACAGCUAAAAGACGAAUUCGCCAAAAGAAACUGCAAAGUUAUUGCUUUGUCUUGCGACUCAGUCGAGUCCCAUUUGAAGUGGACCACAGACAUCAGAGCAUAUGCUCAUUCUGAUGAUCGAGAAUUUCCGUACCCGAUUAUUGCGGAUGAGGACAGGGAAAUUGCAGUCGAUCUGCAAAUGAUUGACCCUGAUGAAAAGAACGCUGAUGGGUUACCUCUAACUGCUAGAGCAGUUUUUAUUAUCGACCCUAAGAAGAAGAUGAGACUAUCCCUAUUAUAUCCUGCUACGACUGGAAGAAAUUUUGAUGAAAUCCUCAGAGUAUUGGACUCCUUGCAACUAUGUGAUAAAUAUAAAGUAGCUACCCCAGCAGAUUGGCAAAAGGGGGAUGAGGUAAUGGUGCAACCUUCCGUGUCGCCUGAAGAGUGUAAAGCCAGUUUCCCUUGUAUAACGAUAGUGGCUUUGCCUUCUGGAGAAAAUUACGUUAGAAAAACCGCAAUACCUGAAUGAAGUUGUUUGUGGUUGAUGUGUUGAUAAAAUAAACGCAAAAGACUAUACUAUCAAA
Molecule: messenger RNA, 838 nt
Organism: Dendroctonus ponderosae (mountain pine beetle)
Lineage: Eukaryota; Metazoa; Arthropoda; Insecta; Coleoptera; Curculionidae
Product: peroxiredoxin-6
Exons: 4
Coding region: 118-783 (221 amino acids)
Biological process (GO): cell redox homeostasis; cellular oxidant detoxification
Cellular component (GO): cytosol; mitochondrion
Molecular function (GO): peroxiredoxin activity
Source: RefSeq, a predicted model, not a curated record